CAGAGCCGACCCCGACGUCCGCCAGCAUGAGCUUCUCGUUCGGCCAACAGAACAGCGGCGGCGGCAGCAGCAGCACGCCUAGCAAGCCGCUCUUUGGUGCAGCUCCCUCGACUGCCGGCGCUACACCGUCUCUCUUUGGGACUGCGGCCAGCGGCACCAACACCACCACCAACACGUCCAGCGCACCCAGCAGCGGCGGUCUAUUUGGCGGCGCUAGCAACACAGGCGGAUCCAGCCUGUUUGGCGGUGGCGGUGCAUCGACGACGCCUGCAAGCAAGCCUGGUGGUCUUUUUGGCGGAGGUCAAGCUGGCGCGUCGUCAACAACAUCGGCCUUUGGCGGCGGUGGAGGCUUUGGGGGGUUCGGAAAAAAGGAGGGAGAUGCAGCCAAACCCGCCGGAGGGCUGUUUGGCAGCGGCGGAGCUUCGUCUGGCGGAGCAGCUUCGUCUUCUACGCCCUCGUUUGGAUUCGGUGCAGCCGCUAGCUCCGCGCCAUCAGCCACACCUGCAACGAACAAGACAUCGCUCUUCCCCUCGACCACCCCAGCCGGCGCCCCUCCAGGCGGCAGCUUGUUCACCCAAAACACGCAAUCGAGCAGCGGUGCCCAGUCCGGUUCUUCUUUGUUCGGUCAACAGAGCAGCCAAACCAGCGGGGGCGGAUCGUCUCUGUUCGGUGGCGCAAAGCCUGCUACGACGUCGUCUUCCACCCCCAGCCUGUUCGGCGGCGCCACUGCUGGACAGUCGGCCGCGAAGCCCCUCGGUGGUCUCAGCCUAGGAGGAAACACGGGCGCCUCUACCGACGCAAACAAGAGCGCUACUCCGUCUGCUACGCCCACGUCGAAUCUGUUCGGAGGAGGAAACCAGACAGCGGCGUCUGGCGGGCAAGAGGCGCAGACACCCAAGCCUGCAGGCAGUCUCUUUGGCGGACUUGGAAGUACAACACCUGCCACCACCGCGAAACCUUCAGGGUUCACCCUUGGAUCUACGUCAUCCGCACAACCCACGUCCUCGCAGCCUACGUCAACCGGCGCGCCAACGUUGAGCCUAGGCGGAAACACUGGCACUACGGCCUCUUCAGCAGGCGCCCCCAGCAGCCUGUUCUCAACGGCAGCAAGCUCCACUCCAGCUUCAUCCGGGGGCGGCUUCAGCUUCGGCAAACCUGCUGCUUCUGCGAGCACGACAGCAACGGCUGGAGCGACUACCACGGCCACGGCGGGCGCACCCACGUCUACAGCAUCAUCUGGCACAUCGCUCUUUUCAGGCUUGGGCAGCGGGCUAGGAGGUGGAGCUUCUGCUGCACCUGCAACGACCGGGGCCAGCACAACUACUUCGAGUACCACCCCAAGCCUAUUUAGCAAGCCUGCUGGAAAUGAGGCGCCUGCAUCGAAGCCCGACGCCGAAUCACAGCCGACUCCUACAUUGGGCGCCACUAGCGGAACCGCGGGAGCGAACGCGGCGCAGAGCGGGCUUGCGGCCUCAACCGCUGGACCCGCGCCAUCGGCGCAAUCACGGCUGAAGAACAAGUCCAUGGACGAGAUUAUCACGCGUUGGGCAGCAGACCUAUCAAAGUACCAAAAGGAGUUCCAGGCUCAGGCUGAGCAGGUGGCAUCAUGGGACCGAGAAUUGGUGGAGAAUUCCGACAAGGUUCGGCAGCUGUACUCGAAGACGUUCCAGGCGGAGCGCGAUGCUGCCGAGGUAGAGCGGCAGCUGACCAUGAUGGAAGAGAACCAACAAGAAUUGGAUUCUUACCUAGACCGCUAUGAGAAGGAGAUUGACAACCUCAUGAAGAUGCACGGUGUCAGCGGCAAGAAUGAAAGCUUGCGCGGCCCUGACCAAGAGCGUGAGAGGACUUACAAGCUCGCGGAGAAGCUGCAAGACCGCCUCAACGAACUCAACAAGGAUCUCACAGAUAUGAUUGAAGAGAUUAACAGCACAUCGCAGACGCUCAGCAAGACGGGCAAGCCCGACGAUCCUUUGACAAAGGUCGUGCGUGUGCUCAACACGCAGCUCUCACAGCUUCAGCUCAUCGACUCUGGCGCCUCACAACUCCAGGAGAAGAUUGCAAAGGCACAGAGAGAGACGCAGCGUGUGGGUGCAAAUGGGUGGAAUGGCCUUGGCUCCGACCCUUCGGCCGACUUUAUGAACAGCAUGCGUGGCAGCCGGUCGACGCAGAGGUUUGGCGGUGUUUCGUAGACGUAGGAUUUAGUAAUUGAUGCCAUGAAAAGAAAGAGUAGGGGGGGAAGGAUGUAAAGAUUAGUUGGA
Messenger RNA from Exserohilum turcica Et28A, 2258 nucleotides. RefSeq lists its product as uncharacterized. The record is from RefSeq and is a predicted model, not a curated record. The transcript has 3 exons. Lineage: Eukaryota; Fungi; Ascomycota; Dothideomycetes; Pleosporales; Pleosporaceae. Gene Ontology annotation, cellular component: nuclear pore; nuclear pore central transport channel. Gene Ontology annotation, molecular function: structural constituent of nuclear pore; phospholipid binding. Gene Ontology annotation, biological process: protein import into nucleus; RNA export from nucleus. The coding region runs from base 27 to 2189 and encodes 720 amino acids.